AUGCCUCUGACUUUCAAUCACGACACCACCAUCCGUAUCUCCCCUGCUAGGGACGACUUUGACAUAACCUUCGAGGAGUACACCUCGUCGGCUGCGCCUUCUUCCCAUGCAAGAGCGCCUGGUGGGAACGAUACCUAUCCGGUGCCGGCUAUCAUCCAUAAUGUGUUCCUCGGAUCGAGCGACCUCCUCCGGUCCUCAUGGGCUCUAGCAGCCCAUGCCUGCAGGGUUGUCCACCCGGAUUACAACUUCGAGUUCUGGGACAAUGCGAGGGCUGAAAGGUUUGUCCGCCGCGAGUACCCCGAACUGUGGCCGACGUGGAAGAACUACCGCUACGAUAGCCAGCGGGCAGAUAGCCUGCGGUACAUGGUUCUUCACCACUACGGAGGUAUCUUCCUCGACCUCGACCUCCUCUGCCUCCGACCGCUCACGCCGUUGCGUGCCUUCGACUUUGUCGCUCCUGCUGCCUACCCGUCCGGCAUAUCCAAUGGUUUCCUCCUAUCCAGACCAAAAGGACCGUUCCUGGCCGAAGUCAUCUCCAAUCUGCCCAGAUACGACGUCUCCUGGUUCGGCCUCCCUCAUGCCACAAUCAGCUUCUCCACCGGAUGUCAUUUCCUCUCAACCAUGCACCUCUUCACCAAGACAGACCGAUCAAUCCUUCGGAUUCUAUGGGGGCCUCGCCGUCUACACCACUUGAGUGGAAAUGCAACUACUCCCCUGUUUCAUCACUUCGGCUCUUCUUCGCGGCACUCAUACAACGCCGACUUCUUCGAGGCCCUCAAACCUCCUCCUCAGUCGCUUUUCCGCAUCGGCGCAACCCGUUCUGAACGGGAUUGGGCGGCAAUAAUAUUGUUCACAGCCAUUGCAAUAUCGACUUUUGUUGCCACAGUGUUAUUUGUGGUCUAUCGCCUGAAAACGCGCUCCAAUAGACAGCGGUUAGUGCAGUGA
This is a messenger RNA of Exophiala spinifera, 945 nucleotides long. RefSeq lists its product as uncharacterized. The record is from RefSeq and is a predicted model, not a curated record. The coding region runs from base 1 to 945 and encodes 314 amino acids. NCBI's taxonomy places the organism in Eukaryota, Fungi, Ascomycota, Eurotiomycetes, Chaetothyriales, Herpotrichiellaceae. Gene Ontology annotation, molecular function: mannosyltransferase activity. Gene Ontology annotation, biological process: mannosyl-inositol phosphorylceramide biosynthetic process. The transcript is spliced from 3 exons.